Messenger RNA from Lymnaea stagnalis (great pond snail), 777 nucleotides. NCBI's taxonomy places the organism in Eukaryota, Metazoa, Mollusca, Gastropoda, Lymnaeidae. The record is from the annotation of a GenBank genome assembly.
AUGAAUGGGCACAUCAUACCCAAAACCAAUAUCGCUGUGGAUUUUUGGAAAAUUAAAGGACGUCAGGAUAUCCUUGUUCACUUCCUUACUCACUUGCAUGGAGAUCACACGAUAGGUCUAACCUCAACAUGGAAUAAACCUGUACAUUGUUCAAGCUUCACUGCAGAGCUAUUAAAAUCAAAGUAUGGAAUUUCAAACAAGCUCCUGCGUGUGCUUCCUCUCAAUGAAAGUGUUCAUAUUGACACAUCGUCGUGUGGAAGUUUUUCAGUCACAGCUUGUGAUGCCAACCACUGCCCCGGAGCUGUCAUGUUUUAUUUUCAAGGGGAUUUUGGAAAUAUUUUCUACACCGGAGACUUUAGAGCUUCAGAGAGUUUAAUCGAGUCCUGCCUCACUCUGAAAGGAAAGAUAGAUGUACUAUACUUGGACAAUACCUAUUGCAGUCCAAAAUGUAUCUUCCCUUCCCAGGAGGAAUGCUUUGAUAAAAUAGUGGAGAUUAUUAGACGGUAUCCUGAUCACGAUGUUCUUAUUGGUGUUCAAACUCUUGGCAAAGAGUUUAUGCUCGGAAGACUUGGUGCAGCUCUGAAUGAGACAAUAGCCGUCUCUCCCGAGAUGUACAAAAUAUGUGAUUACUUGUUUGACACAAAUGUUUUCACCACAAUUCAUUUGAAUGAACAGAGUCGCAUAAGAGCAAUACCUUUACAAGAUCUCACAAGGGCGUACUGGCAAUAUCCCAAACAUUGUAUAGCUAUAAAACCAACUGCUUUGUUUGCUGGUAUG